Molecule: messenger RNA, 1554 nt
Organism: Centruroides sculpturatus (bark scorpion)
Lineage: Eukaryota; Metazoa; Arthropoda; Arachnida; Scorpiones; Buthidae
Product: zinc transporter ZIP10-like
Exons: 9
Coding region: 52-1554 (500 amino acids)
Biological process (GO): intracellular zinc ion homeostasis; zinc ion import across plasma membrane
Cellular component (GO): membrane
Molecular function (GO): zinc ion transmembrane transporter activity
Source: RefSeq, a predicted model, not a curated record
UCUGGAAACNAUAUUUCAUCCAGUCAGAUUCAUGAUCAUGACAUUCAAUGUAUGACUGCUACUGAAAUAAUUCAUUCUUAUAAUAUUAGUCCUGAUGCAAGUAUUAUUUCUUCUUUGGAAUUUCUUGACAUCUGUCCAGCAAUCAUUUAUCAAUUAGAUCAUAGAUGUGCUGAUGCUGCUGGUAUUUCAUUGCAUCUCUCACAUAAAACUGAAGGAAAAACUAUGAAUAAACAUGUAUGGAUUUAUGCAUCUGUUGCUGUAUUGGCUAUUAGUUUAUGUGGAUUAUUAUGUGUAGCAAUCAUACCUAUAAUGCAACGUGUAUGUUAUCAUACAUUACUGCAAUUUCUUGUCGGGAUGGCCAUUGGAAGCCUUUCUGGUGAUGCUUUACUACAUCUUUUGCCACAUGCUAUGGUUGCCAAUGAUAAUCAUCAUGACAAAGAAACUGUAUCAUCUCAUGGUGAAGUAGCACAUGUUUGGAGAGGUCUCACAGCUCUUGCUGGAGUAUAUAUAUUUUUCAUAGCAGAAAGAUUAUUAAAUCUUUUAACUAAUUAUCGUAGAAGAAGAAAAAGUGCAAUGUUGCAGUUACAGACUUCUAAAAUGCCGAAACUUGUACAUGCUCUACAAGCUGUAGAUACUGAACAAAGUAGAGUUGUAGGAGAAAAACUUUCCCAUCAUAAACAUGGUUCUUAUGGUUAUAAUGUGGAUCCCUCAGCAAUGGAAGCCUUACAGAUAGAAGAAAAAGAUUCACCUAGUUACUGUGAUAAGACUAAAGAUGAUCAUGUUUCUUCUAAUCAUGCUGCCAAAGGAGAUGCACCACCUGAUGGUGAUUGGGACAACAUUGAGCCUCGAAGGAUGUCUCAAAAAAAGUCCCCUUCACCAGUGAAGUCUCUGCAGGUCGAAGUUGGAUAUGUUGCAACAGAAAAACCAACAGAAUUGGAUAUUCCAAUUGAUGAAUGUCAUCGAGAAACAGUAGUAUAUGAUCAUACAGACAAUAGUUAUGUGGUAACAGUGACAGAGCAUCAUAUGCAUCAUCAUGGUCAUGGACAUAGUCACGAAGUGCCAAAUUCCAUAUCUGCAGUUGCAUGGAUGGUUGUCAUGGGUGAUGGACUUCACAACUUUUGUGAUGGUCUCGCAAUUGGUGCUGCUUUUGCCGCUGAAGCAUCAGGUGGUCUUAGUACAACAAUUGCUGUUUUUUGCCAUGAAUUGCCACAUGAAUUAGGUGAUUUUGCUAUGUUACUGAAAGCUGGAAUGACAGUAAAACAAGCUUUGUUAUAUAAUGGACUAUCUUCCAUUCUUUGUUUUGUUGGAAUGUUAAUAGGAGUUGCUUUAGGUAAUGUACAGUCUGCAACAUUAUGGGUUUUUGCUGGAGCUGCAGGCAUGUUUUUGUAUAUAGCCCUUGUUGACAUGCUGCCAGAAUUAGGAUCCAGUCCAACUCAUCCUGGUUCCAACAGUACUUAUCUCUUAGCGGUUCAGUUGACAGGCAUUUCUUUGGGUAUUGUGAUCAUGCUGAUUAUAGCAAUUUAUGAACACGAUCUGCAGCACAUAGUAAAUUGA